UCUUUUCCACAUUCACGACGUUAGUUUUGUAGAAAAAGGAUAUUCAGUAUUUUUUUUGCUAAUAUUAAUCCUGUUUAAAUAUUUAUUAUUAGAAUUUAGUGCAUUUAAUCGUGGUUGCAACUUAAUUGUGAUUGUGAUAAGUAGGAUAUCUCUUAGUUUAUAUUUUAGUGUACAUACGAUUUUAUUAAGUGGUUAUCUAAAUAGUUGGUCAGUCUUUUAAUAAAAGAUGGAGUCCAACCAGUACCAGCCCAUAGGACAGAUAUCUCAUGGAGUCAGCAUCGAGAUGGAGUUAAUGCAAGCUGGUUCUGAGCCGAUGGGAAUGCGAUGCAUGUUCUGCCACGAAGAUAUAAUGACCCGAGCCAGUUACAAGAAUACAAGCUUGACACAUAUAAUUGCAGCAGUGUUAGCUAUAUUCUUUUGGUGGAUGUGCUGUUGUGUAAUACCAUAUGUGGUGAAAAGAUGGAAAAAUGUGGAACACUACUGUCCAAACUGUCAUAAGUUUUUGGGCGUUCAUGCAAGAACAUCUGUAUUAUAAGGUGUAUUAGGCAUGUACAAAAUGUAAGCACAAAUGAAAACUUCUUUCCUUUUUAUUUACUAUAUUGUUUGAGAAAUAAUUCUUAUAAGAAGCAAUUACAGUGGUACCCUGCGUUUUGUAUUUUGUUAAGAGAGGGACAGGCUGACAACCAAUGCUGUGCAGCUGUUCACAUUGCGCUGGGACACUCACUUCCCAUCCACUCAUUCAAAUCCGUUAAGCGUUUUGGCAUGAUUGAUUAAUAAUAUUAUUAUAGAAUAUUAUGAAGAUUCAUAUUUAUUUAAAUUGUUAAUAGAAUUCGUAGUGUGUAUUUUAUAUAUAUAAAUCUGUUAAAUUAUUACUUGUAAUUGUAUCUACCUAGUAAAUUUAGGUUUUUAUAUAGGUAUCAAUAUAAAAUAUGGGUUAAUUUAUAUAAUAACUAAAAAAUCCUCUUAUAUUUUUAGGUAUUCCUAUUUUGUUUUAAUCGCAAUUAAAAUGAAACAUUCUAUUAAUUGAAAUACAUGUAUUUUAUUAAAAAUAUUAUUGUAUAAGAACUGGCUUUGUAUAAUAUAAUUUUGAUCACAGUACAUACUAGAAAAAAAUAAAUAUAAAUUUAAUUGAAUUUUGAAAACAGUUACAAUACAGUAAAUAUAUAUAUACAGUAAUAUUCAUAUGGAAUGUAAAAUAAGCACAGACUUAAUUAAAACAGUCUACUUUUGUUGUUUAGAUAUAUUAGUAAAUAAGUAUAAAUAAAAGAUGGUACUUUAAUAUUUUUUUAAAAUUAUUUUAAUUUGGAGUUUAUAUUGUGAUAGCCUAUAUUUAACUUUUAUAAAAAAUAAACAUAUCACAGAACA
This is a messenger RNA of Galleria mellonella (greater wax moth), 1365 nucleotides long. Its product is annotated as lipopolysaccharide-induced tumor necrosis factor-alpha factor homolog. The record is from RefSeq and is a predicted model, not a curated record. Lineage: Eukaryota; Metazoa; Arthropoda; Insecta; Lepidoptera; Pyralidae. The coding region runs from base 227 to 535 and encodes 102 amino acids. The transcript is spliced from 3 exons. Gene Ontology annotation, molecular function: zinc ion binding.